This is a messenger RNA of Rhizopus microsporus ATCC 52813, 501 nucleotides long. RefSeq lists its product as uncharacterized. NCBI's taxonomy places the organism in Eukaryota, Fungi, Mucoromycota, Mucoromycetes, Mucorales, Rhizopodaceae. Gene Ontology annotation, biological process: regulation of cyclin-dependent protein serine/threonine kinase activity. Bases 1 to 501 code for a protein of 166 amino acids. The transcript is spliced from 3 exons. Gene Ontology annotation, molecular function: cyclin-dependent protein serine/threonine kinase regulator activity; protein kinase binding. Gene Ontology annotation, cellular component: nucleus; cyclin-dependent protein kinase holoenzyme complex. The record is from RefSeq and is a predicted model, not a curated record.
AUGAAUUCUACUGCUUCACCUGUGCUCACAUUUAGGUCAGAUUCCGAGCCUCUUUUUUCAUACAUGGCUUAUAUCGCUCGUAAUUUGGUUCAAUGCUCAAAAGAACGCAUCUAUCAUCAACAUACACUGCUACCUUCUUUACCCAAGUUUGUUAAAGCCAUCUUUAAAAAGUGUCGACUCAGUCCUGCUGUCACAGUGGUAGGGUUAAUCUAUUUAGAGAGAUUAAAGAAAAAUUUGCCCAAUGGAGCGAAAGGAGAAUACGAUACACCUUAUAAAUUGUUUUUGGCUGCAAUGAUACUAGCAACAAAGUAUAUUGAAGAUCACAGUGACCAUGCAGUAUACAUUUAUAGAGCUGUCUCACCAAUUUACACACCACAAGAGCUCAAUGAAAUGGAAAGGAGCUUUUUGAAUAUUUUAAAAUUUGACUUGUAUGUAGACUCAGAUCAAGUGGACAAAUUUGUUAAAGCUCAUCAAGAUAAAUUACAGCUCCAUUUUGCAUAA